AUGGCAAGCAGGAAUGGAUGGAAGGAAUUAGUAUUACCAUGCAUAGCCAUGGUUGCUGUAGAGUGCUCCACUGUAAUUGCCACCAUUCUAAUCAAAGCUGCUUCUGUGAAAGGGAUGAGCUACCUCGUCUUCACUGCCUACUGUUAUAUUUUAGGAACCCUUGUUUUCCUCCUCUUAGUCUCCCUCUUUAAAAGAAAAUCAGUGCUCCCUCAAUUGAAGUUCCCUCUUUUUUCCAGAAUUUUCCUUAUUGGACUUUUUGGGUUUUCAGGUCAAUUAUGCAUGUACAAAGGCUUACAACUUACUUCCCCAACUCUGGCUUCAACCAUUAGCAAUCUCACACCAGCUUUUACCUUCAUACUUGCUGUCUUCUUCAGGAUUGAAAAAGUAGCACUUAGAAGUUCAAGCAGUCGAUGUAAAAUCAUGGGCACCUUUACAUCAAUAUGUGGUGCAUUAGUGAUUAUUUUUUAUAAGGGCCCCAAAGUUUUUUCAUUAUCAUCAUCUGCUAUACACCAAAGGCCUCUAGGGUUAAUGUCAUCUGAAUCAAAUUGGAUCAUUGGUGGCCUCCUACUAGCUGUUGCCUUUGUUCUUGUUUUGUUGGGGUAUAUUAUCCAGUCUCAAAUAAUGAAGAUUUACCCUGAAGAGGUUACUGUAAAUUUCUUUUACAACUUGUUCGGGACCAUUAUCUUUCUACCAAUUUGCUUCCUUGCUGAACCAAACUUAAGUUCCUGGAGACUAAGGGCUCCUUUGGUUUGUCAUUGCAUACCAGUGAGGUGCAGUUGGGGGGGGGAAUGGCAACAACCUCACGGUCACCCUUUGGUUCAACAUGCCGUCCGUUUGGUCAAGGUGAUGGUGGUGAUUGCUUCUGAGUUAACAUGCAUUUCUCCUUUUGCGAUUUUAACUAUUGUUGAUGAAUUGAGAUACACCAAUGCCGUGGAAACCUGUAGAAUCGCAUCAGUUGGAGAGCGGCUUCACCUAGGGUCGCUUACGCUUCUGUACCAUGGUUGGCACCAUGGUUGUGUUUCAGUGUCAGAAAGCAAUGAGAAUCAUCACUAA
This is a messenger RNA of Gossypium raimondii (Peruvian cotton), 1053 nucleotides long. Its product is annotated as WAT1-related protein At5g40240. The record is from RefSeq and is a predicted model, not a curated record. Lineage: Eukaryota; Viridiplantae; Streptophyta; Magnoliopsida; Malvales; Malvaceae. The transcript has 6 exons. Gene Ontology annotation, cellular component: plasma membrane. Gene Ontology annotation, molecular function: transmembrane transporter activity. The coding region runs from base 1 to 1053 and encodes 350 amino acids.